Messenger RNA from Boleophthalmus pectinirostris (great blue-spotted mudskipper), 1633 nucleotides. RefSeq names its product aspartyl aminopeptidase (gene dnpep). Lineage: Eukaryota; Metazoa; Chordata; Actinopteri; Gobiiformes; Gobiidae. The transcript has 15 exons. Gene Ontology annotation, biological process: proteolysis. Gene Ontology annotation, molecular function: zinc ion binding; aminopeptidase activity. Bases 83 to 1504 code for a protein of 473 amino acids. The record is from RefSeq and is a predicted model, not a curated record.
GAAAUGCCCAGGCCUGAUCCGCCGCCGCCGCCGCCGCGCUCCGAUCUCGGGUCGGACUUCGGAGUUUGAGCCCCGGAGAUUCAUGCAGGCUUUAAUCAUGAGCUCCAAAGAGGCUGUGAAAUCUGCUGCCAAAGAGUUUAUCCAGUUUGUCAACAAAGGAGUGUCGCCUUAUCAUGUUGUGGAGGAGUGUAAACGGCGUCUGUUGGCGGCCGGAUUCAUCGAGCUCAAAGAGUCGGAGCAGUGGGACAUCAGACCCUCCAGCAAAUACUUUGUGACCCGGAACUACUCCAGUCUGAUCGCCUUCGCUGUCGGAGGGAAGUUUCUGCCCGGAAAUGGAUUCUCGAUGAUUGGAGCUCACACAGACAGUCCCUGCCUCAGAGUGAAGCCGCGGUCGAAGCGCUUGAAGCACGGCUGUGUGCAGGUGGGGGUGGAGUGUUACGGAGGAGGAAUCUGGAACACGUGGUUCGACCGAGACCUCACUGUGGCCGGACGCGUCAUGGUCAAGAGUGGAGAUUGUCUGGUCCACCGUCUGGUCCACAUCCCUCGUCCCGUCCUCAGGAUCCCAAAUCUGGCCAUUCACCUCCAGAGGGACGUCAACGACUCCUUCGGCCCCAACAAAGAGAAUCACCUAGUUCCCAUUCUGGCCUCUGCCGUUCAGGAAGAGCUGGAGACUGGAUCUGCUCCGUCUGGAGACGCCAGUGCUGCCAACAACACGGCGGAGAAACAUCCUCCUGCUCUGCUGAAGCUCCUCUGCUCUGAGCUCUCUGUGGAACCAGAACAUCUGCUGGACUUUGAGCUGUGCCUCGCCGACACUCAGCCCGCGGCUCUGGGCGGAGUCUACGAGGAGUUCAUUUACUCUCCUCGUCUGGACAACCUGCACAGCUGCUACUGCGCCCUGCAGGGUUUGCUGGACUCGUGCUCUGGAGAUUCUCUGUCCAACGACCCGAACGUGAGGAUGAUCACUCUGUACGACAACGAAGAGGUCGGCUCGGAGAGUGCACAGGGCGCUCAGUCCAACCUGACGGAGCUGAUCUUGUCUCGAGUGUCGUCAUCUUCCUCAAACCUGACGGCGUUUCAGCAGGCGGCUCCUCUGUCCUUCAUGAUCUCUGCGGACAUGGCCCACGCCUGCCACCCCAACUACUCAGAGAAGCACGAGGAAAACCACAGACCAACUUUCCACAAGGGUCCUGUGAUAAAGUUCAACAGUAACCAGCGCUACGCCACCACGGCCGUGACCGCCGCCGUCGUGAGGGAGGUGGCCAGUCGAGUCAACGUCCCGCUGCAGGACGUGAUGGUGCGUAACGACAGUCCUUGUGGCACCACCAUCGGUCCGAUCCUGGCCGCUCGUCUGGGGGUUCCCGUCGUGGACAUCGGGGCUCCUCAGCUCUCCAUGCACUCCAUCCGAGAGAUGUGCUGCACCUCCAGCGUCCUGCAGAGCACCACCCUGUUCAAGGGUUUCUUCGAGUAUUUCCCGUCGGUCCGGAAGUCUCUGGUCGUGGAUUAAACUCGAGAUUAAACCAAAAAAACCCGGAGAGCAGCGUUUUCCUCAAACCAUCAUCGCUCGAGCUAAACUCCGGAGACGUUUUAAAGCACUUAUGGUGAUGGUGUCAGCGGCAAUAAACUGUGAAAGAUU